GUCGUCAGUGAGGGAUGCCUCUGUUUUACAGUGCGGAUGGAAUAGCAUUGAAAACCAUAACUGCUGACGAAAGCAGAGCAGUGGCAUUUUAAGGCGGCGGAGGUAGUUUGUAGCGGGUGAGACAUAACAAAAUCGCUGUGAUCGUCGUUAUCUUGAGUGACGACUAUGACAGCGACCCUACGAUAACGUCCCUAUUCGACAGCUUGUCCAAUUGGACUGUCGACGAGCUUGUUUGGCUUUCAGUUUCCCACCGGCGGCACGACAGUGAUGUGUGAAUCAUGAUUCGGGCGUUUAGCAAGAAAUGGCUGCUCGGUGCACUUUUCGUAAUCGUAGCCGUGCUGGGCUUAAUGACGAUGUUUGGAUCCAGUUGGGAAAUAUCCUCGUUGCAAAACACGUUACGGCACAGGUUGGUUGCUCCAAGCAUCGAACCUGCUACAGAACCGGAAGGUGACAAAGAAAUCGUUACUAAGCCAUCAACCAAAUUCGAUUACGUGUCGCAGACGUUGGAUCCGAGAUUUCCGACGCCCCCUGGGGAUAUGGGAGCGGCAGUGACUCUCGGGGUGACGGAUGUUGCCGUCGCCGGUUUGGUCAAACAAGGUUACGACAUGCAAGGAUUGAAUCAGUUUUUGUCGGACAUGAUGUCCGUCCAGCGACGGCUUCCGGACAUACGCAACGACUGGUGCAAGCAGCCAGGUCGAUUCCUGGAAAACCUGCCCGAAACGUCGAUUGUGAUAGUGUUUUACAAUGAAGCCUGGUCGGUGUUGGUGCGAACCGUUCAUUCAAUAUUGGAUCGCUCCCCGCCCAAUUUAGUGAAGGAAAUUGUGCUUGUGGAUGAUUGUUCUUAUCUUCCUCACACGAAAACACAACUGGAUGAGUAUUUUAGCACGUUCCCGAAGGUGCGUGUCCUGCGAGCUGCCGAACGGCAAGGAUUGAUUCGAGCCCGAUUGCUGGGGGCGCGAAACACGACCGCAUCAAUCAUCACGUUCCUGGACGCCCACGUUGAAUGCACAGUUGGAUGGCUAGAGGCUUUACUCGACCCAGUCGCACGGAAUUCGACAACCAUCGCCAUUCCGACGAUAGACUGGAUCGACGAGCACGAUAUGCACUUGCGGACGGAAAACGCGCCGGGCUAUUACGGAGCGUACGAUUGGGAUCUCAACUUCGGCUGGUGGGGUCGGUGGAGCCGAAUUCAUCAGCCCAAAAACAAGAUGGAACCUUUCGAUUCGCCAGCCAUGGCGGGCGGCCUGUUUGCCAUCACCCGAGCAUUCUUCGAGCGGUUGGGAUGGUACGACGAAGGAUUCGACAUUUACGGAAUCGAAAACAUCGAACUGUCGAUGAAAAGUUGGAUCUGCGGAGGAAAAAUGGUUACGGUUCCUUGUUCACGGGUGGCCCACAUUCAGAAAACCGGACACCCAUAUUUGGUGCAAACGAAAAAAGAUGUGGUGCGAGCAAACUCACUGCGCCUUGCCGAAGUGUGGAUGGACGAGUAUAAGCAGAUCAUAUUCGAUAUCUAUGGACUGCCAAAGUAUCCCGAGGAAGAAGUUGGGGAUGUUUCGUCCAGGAAGGAAGUCAGACGGAAGGCCAACUGUAAGACGUUUAGAUACUACGUGGAGAAUGCGUUUCCGGAGAUGAACAAUCCCUUGGUGGAGGGUGCGUUCGACGGAGAGGUGAAAAACUUAGCACUGGGAAAUGACACCUGCCUGGAGUACGUAACGGAAACCAACACAGUUCGGAUGGCGACGUGUGAUCAUCAACAAACGGGUCAAUUUUGGGCUCAUAAUUACUACCAGGAGCUGAAUAGUUAUAAACACUGUCUCGACUACACUGGAGGUGCGCUGGAAGUCUACGGCUGUCACAGAUCACGUGGUAACCAGGCCUGGCAAUACAUGAAGCAGACAAACCAAAUUAAAAGUGUGAAGCAUAAGAAAUGUCUUGGAUUGAAUACGGAAACAAUGAAAACACUGCUUGUGGAAGAAUGUGAUGAGAAAAAGGAGUCUCAAAAAUGGCUUGUGAAAUUUUUAGAUAUAGAUGCGUCCAUUUUCAAGAAAAAGACUUGAGAAAAUACAUUUUUAGAUUAGUAAGCUAACAUUAGGUAGGAAUGUUUCAUGUCGAUCAAAAUAAAAAAUUUAUUUUCAAUGA
Molecule: messenger RNA, 2139 nt
Organism: Armigeres subalbatus
Lineage: Eukaryota; Metazoa; Arthropoda; Insecta; Diptera; Culicidae
Product: putative polypeptide N-acetylgalactosaminyltransferase 9
Exons: 5
Coding region: 279-2057 (592 amino acids)
Biological process (GO): protein O-linked glycosylation
Cellular component (GO): Golgi apparatus
Molecular function (GO): polypeptide N-acetylgalactosaminyltransferase activity
Source: RefSeq, a predicted model, not a curated record